CCGUCAACCGUACACUGCCAAUGCACUUAACUCCUGACCUACUAACACAGAUCCAUGAGUCAGAAGCCACAUUGGUGUGCAAAAAAUCGGAGAAAAAUGUGGUUCUUUUCCUUAUGUAAAAUUUAGUCGACCCAGAUAUUUCUUCACGUUUGAGAGGACAAAUUCAUCGCUGAUGUAUGAUUUCUCCGUUAAGGACAGCGACUCUAAUAUCGCCACCAGUUUUCAACUAGCGACAAGGUAUGGUGAAAAUUUUUUGUGACGAGGAGGAGGAUUGUCUCUCAUGGAAGAUAUCAUCAGUUCUUGAAAGCAUUAUGAGGAACCGUUAAAUCCAGAGGAUACAAUCAGUUAUAAAUAUGCAAUCAGUCAAGGAAGAAAUUUACGCCAGUGAGCCCUAUAGUGGAGACGAUGCCCUGCUACUGGCUGUGGCCUUACAAGGGUCUAACCGGGACCUGAUAAGUAAUGUCUCUGGUAUACCAUUUAUAGCUAAAACUACCUGUCGCAGGAAAAGGGAGUUUAUCCCAGAGGAGAAGAAAGACACUGUUUAUUGGGAGAGACGACGCAAAAACAACGAGGCAGCUAAACGCUCGAGGGAGAAGCGGCGUAUAAAUGACAUGGUGCUGGAGAACAAGCUGAUGACCCUGGGAGAGGAAAAUGCCUCCCUCAAAGCUGAACUGUUGUCGCUUAAACUCAAGUUUGGCCUUUUGAGCUCAGCAGCAUAUGCCCAAGAAGUUGAGAAGUUGUCUAGCCACAAGAGUGCUCAUCUCUAUCAGCAAUUUGUCACAGCCAGUGCUGAUCAAAGCAGUUUCUCCAGCAAAGAAACUGAGCCUCAUCACCUGCGCAGUAGCUGUAUUUCAGUCAUCAAACAUUCACCAAAUAUAUCCAAGGCAUGUGCUCCAACUCAGGGUAGUUUAAGUAUGUGCAGAAGCACCGAGGUCAAACGGGAACCGGCAGAGAAUGGCACCUUUCCACAUGAGAGUAGUCCGUAUGAACUCUUUAGGAACUACAUGGCCAGCUCUUUGUCAAGAGUCUACGCUCAAUCUGCUCCAUUUUUACAGAUCACCAGGUCAUCCAGUAACUCGCCCAGAAGCUCAGAUGAUGGUGCUGUGAGCAAAUCAUCAGAUGGUGAAGAUGAGCAGCAGGUCCCCAAAGGGUUGAUGACAUCUGCGGCUGACCCAACAAGUGUUAUUGUAUCCACACACAAAGUGCCUGAGGCCAGUUCUUCGGCUCUGCCUCAUAAACUGCGGAUCAAAGCAAAGACCAUCCAAAUCAAAGUAGAAGCCAUCGACCCAGAGUACGAAUCAGCGGCAAAGUUCUCCUCACCUGUCAACGGAUCCUUUCAAGCAUUCUCAGACACCUCAGUGUGCUCUCAGUCCUUGCUGUGCCCUUUGUCGGAACAGGUCACCACCAUGCAGGACUGGACUCAGCGGUCUGAGCAGUGGGAUAAAAGUAGCACAAAAACACCUGAGGAUAGCUGUAUGAGUAGCAGGCAAAACCAUAGCUUCUCAGACAAACCAGCUGUGGAUAUAAAACAGCCAUCCUAUGCACAUUCAGAUGGAAAGGAGUGCAAAAGUGGCCUCUGAGAAAACGCAGCAAGGGAAACAUCCAUUUAACACAAUGAGUCCCUACUAAUAGCUUGCCUGCCUGAAUAACCUAAUACUAUUUUCAUCUUCACUUAUUUGGUAUUACACUGUGUGGUUGAUGUUUGGCUUUGAGCAACUUUUCUGGUCACUGUACAUUUUCAAGUAAAAGAUUCUGAAAUUGAAAGUGGUAAUUACUAAGCACAAAACAAAGCCCAAUGUAAAUGAGGAUUAGUUAUACUUCAAACAAAUAGAAGUAUAAUGUACAAUUUUACAUUGCUGAUUGGACCUGUAAAGUCCAUUCUUUUAAAUUUUGAUUUACCGUAUUUUCUGGAGUAUACGUUGCUCCGGCGUAUAAAUUGCACCAGCCAUAAAAUGUAUAAUAAAGAAGAAAAAAACAUAAGUCGCA
Messenger RNA from Syngnathus acus (greater pipefish), 1986 nucleotides. It is a transcript of the gene nfil3, whose product is annotated as nuclear factor, interleukin 3 regulated. Gene Ontology annotation, biological process: circadian rhythm; regulation of DNA-templated transcription; DNA-templated transcription. Gene Ontology annotation, molecular function: DNA-binding transcription factor activity; DNA binding. The coding region runs from base 354 to 1580 and encodes 408 amino acids. The record is from RefSeq and is a predicted model, not a curated record. Gene Ontology annotation, cellular component: nucleus. The transcript has 2 exons. NCBI's taxonomy places the organism in Eukaryota, Metazoa, Chordata, Actinopteri, Syngnathiformes, Syngnathidae.